AUGGCGAUCGCUCCACUCCCAAGUCUGCCACAACGACAACGCGCGAUUAAAGUGGUUGGAAACAGCGUAAUCCGUGUGGAACAAGAUACUCCGUUGCCUCAUGUGGAGGAUGAGGAUGUUCUCGUGCGAGUACAUUGCGUGGCGCUGAACCCAUUCGAUUGGAAAUCAUUAGAUUUGUCUCCAGCUCCCGGAUCCACCUUCGGAUGCGAUGUUGCCGGUGAAGUCGUCGCCAUUGGCAGCAAGUGCAGUUCAAAGAUACGCGUCGGAGAUCGCGUCUUUGGCCCCGUUAAAGGCAAUGCAUCAGAUGCUCCGGGGAAUGGUGGCUUCGCUGAGUAUGCCGCUAUCCGUGAAGUAGUCACAUGGAAGAUGCCCGAGGGGAUGAAAUUCGAGCAAGCGGCGACUCUGGGCAUGUCCGUUAUGACCGUAGGACUUGCGCUUCAUUAUACACUGAAAGUUCCAUUGCCUUCAGACCGUACAGAAGCAGAUGAUGCAGGACAGUUCGUGUUCAUCUACGGAGCAGGAACAGCCACAGGAACUCUGGCUGUUCAGUGUGCUGCCAUCUCCGGUAUGAUGCCUGUUGUAGCUUGCUCACCGCGCCACUUUGCUCGCCUCAAAACCUUAGGAGCAGUUGCAUGUUUCGACUACAAGUCAGGAACAAUUGCGGACGAUGUGCGAGACUUCACGAAGAACGGCAUGUCAAAAGCACUGGAUUGCAUCUCAGACAGUGUGAGCAUGAACAUAUGCUACAAUGCGCUAGGCGACCAGGGCGGUCGAUAUGUCGGUCUCGACCAAUUCCCCAUCCGCUCUCAUAGCAGACGUGACGUCCAGCCAGAUUGGAUUGUAGCGUGGACUGUGAGUGGAGAGGCAAUUCGAUGGAAGCGGCCAUAUGCGAGAGCGCCCCGACCGAAGCACAAGUUGUUCGGACAGAGGUGGAAUCCCGAGGCCCAAAAGCUGCUGGAUUCUGGUCGCAUUGAGACGCAUCCCAUCGACAUGAGAAGUGGUGGCCUGGCGGCAAUACCAGAAGGCGUGGACUUGCUACGAAAAGGGUUGACCGACGGCAGGAAACUGGUUUACUCGAUCGUCUAGCGACAACCCCAAGCCCCGUCCAAGAGACUUUAGGGUCCCUCAGCUGGGUAGCUAUUCUCAUUGGCCCUCUCUGCGCUAUUCAAUUAUACUGCUAGCGGAAGAUCUGUGGCGCAGCGACGGGCGAAUUUGAAACUAUGUUCUGCAUCAUGUGGUCACGGCUUGAGUGAAUCAAACAUUGCCUGUGCACGUUCCCUCAGGUACGGUAUCUUUGCUUCUGA
Molecule: messenger RNA, 1304 nt
Organism: Sphaerulina musiva SO2202
Lineage: Eukaryota; Fungi; Ascomycota; Dothideomycetes; Mycosphaerellales; Mycosphaerellaceae
Product: alcohol dehydrogenase
Exons: 3
Coding region: 1-1086 (361 amino acids)
Molecular function (GO): oxidoreductase activity, acting on NAD(P)H
Source: RefSeq, a predicted model, not a curated record